CCGCGGUCCUAGGGCCGCGGCUCCAUCUCCUUGGCAACCAAAGGGACGCUUUCCCCUUAGCAACCAGCGAGGCUCCCACCAUGGCUGAAGAAGAGGAAGUUGCUACCCGGACGAAGAAAGUUAUCCGGAUCCAGAGGGUGUUUAUAAACCUGCUGGACUCAUACAGCAGCAGAAACAUCGGGAAGUUUCUUUCUAACUCUGUCGUCGGGGCUUCACUUGAAGAAAUUACCGAAGAGGAGGAAGAGCACGAUGAAGAUAAAUCAGCGGUGCCAGAAGCCUCCUCAGCCAACCUGAAGGAAGGCACGUUCCAGAUCGUGGGCACGCUUUCCUCGCUCGAAACCCCCUGCCCCAACUUUGCCGUGGAGACCUACUAUGCUAUCUCUCGAGAAGACCUUCUCAUGCACCUGCUGGAGUGUGAUGUCAUCAUUUAUAACAUCACUGAGAACCCCCAGCAAGUAGAGGAAGCCAUCUGGGCAGUGUCUGCCCUGAAUGAAGAAAUCAGCCAUUUCGAAAAGCGGAAGGUGUUUAUUUUAGUGUCCACGGUGAUGACCUGGGCGCGGUCCAAACCCCUGGACCCAGAUGAUUCUGAGAUUCCAUUUACUGAAGAGGAUUAUCGAAGAAGAAAGCACCAUCCUAAUUUUCUGGACCACAUAAAUGCUGAAAAAAUGGUUCUCAAGUUUGGGAAAAAGGUCAGAAAAUUUGCCACUUACGUAGUUGCUGCCGGACUUCAGUAUGGAAUGGAAGGAGGCAUCUUACAUGCUUUUUUUAAGCUAGCUUGGUUGGGUGAGGUCCCUGCAUUACCAGUUUUUGGAGAUGGAACAAAUGUAAUUCCAGCAAUUCAUGUUCUUGAUCUAGCAGGAGUGAUACAGAACGUCAUAGACCAUAUGCCAAAGUUCCAUUACCUGGUGGCUGUGGACGAGUCAGUUCAUACUCUGGAAGACUUUGUCAAGUGCAUCAGUAAAAGUACUGGCCCUGGGAAAAUCCAGAAAGUACCCAAAGAAAAUGCUUUCCUAACCAAGGACUUAACACAAGAGGAUAUUGACCAUUUACUGGUCAAUUUGAGAAUGGAAACACUCUUUGUGAAGGAAAAUUUUAACAUUCGAUGGUUCGCCCAAGCAGGAUUUGUGGAAAAUAUCAACAGUAUCCUCAAAGAGUACAAGCAAAGCAGAAGAUUAUUGCCCAUCAAAAUUUGCAUUCUUGGCCCUCCUGCUGUGGGAAAAUCCAGCAUCGCUGAAGUGUUGUCCAAAUACUACAAACUGCAUCACAUUAAAUUGAAGGAUGCCAUUUCCGAAGCCAUAGCAAAACUGGAGGCGAUCAUUACACCGAAGGAUGUAGGGGAAGGAGGGGAAGAAGAAGGUGAAGAGGAGGGAGAAGAGGAGACCGUGGAGGAUGCUCAGGAGCUCUUGGACGGCAUCAAGGAAAGCCUGGAGCAGAAUGCAGGUCGACUAGAAGAUGAAUAUAUAAUUAGAUUUAUAAAAGAAAAGCUAAAAUCCAUGCCUUGCAAGAAUCAAGGUUACAUUUUGGAUGGAUUCCCAAAGACCUAUGAUCAAGCCAAAGACCUGUUCAACAAAUUCGUUUGUUCACUGGAUGCCUCCGAUGAGUUCCUCAAGGAGCGGGUGAUGAAUCUCCCUGAGAGCAUCGUGGCGGGGACCCACUACAGCCAGGACCAGUUCCUCCGGGCUCUGAGCAACUACCGGGACAUCAACACUGAAGAUGAGACUGUCCUCAACUACUUUGAUGAACUUGAAAUCCAUCCGAUACAUAUUGAUGUAGGAAGACUCGAAGACGCUCAGAACAGACUUGCUAUCAAACAGCUCAUCAAAGAGAUUGGGGAGCCUCGCAAUUAUGGUUUAACGGAUGAAGAAAAGGCAGAAGAGGAGCGGAGGGCUGCCGAGGAACGGCUGGCCAAGGAGGCCAUGGAGGAGGCAGAGCGACAGCACAAGGAGGCUGCGGAGACCGCAGAGAGGAUCGCUCGCUGGGAGGAGUGGAGUAAACAACUAGAGGAAGUUAAAAGAGAAGAAAAAGAAUUACUGGAGGCCCAGUCUAUUCCCUUGAGAAACUAUUUAAUGACCCACGUUAUGCCAACGCUUAUGCAAGGUCUGAAUGAGUGUUGUAAGAUCAGACCCGAUGAUCCUGUUGAUUUUCUGGCAGAGUAUCUUUUCAAGAACAAUCCUGAAACGCAGUGA
Mesoplodon densirostris (Blainville's beaked whale) is the source of this 2186-nucleotide messenger RNA. RefSeq names its product adenylate kinase 7 (gene AK7). The record is from RefSeq and is a predicted model, not a curated record. The transcript is spliced from 17 exons. NCBI's taxonomy places the organism in Eukaryota, Metazoa, Chordata, Mammalia, Artiodactyla, Ziphiidae. Bases 81 to 2186 code for a protein of 701 amino acids. Gene Ontology annotation, biological process: nucleobase-containing compound metabolic process. Gene Ontology annotation, cellular component: cytoplasm. Gene Ontology annotation, molecular function: ATP binding; AMP kinase activity.